AACAAAUAAUAAUUUCUUUAUUCUUCCAGGUGUUCUCUGUCCAGCUUCUUCACUUUUAGCAAGAAAAUCUCUUUUCUCUCCUGUAGACUCUACAAAUCGCUACAUUUCGAAAUUUGGAAAUCAGAAAGUGUGACCAUGGCGACCCCAAGGCAGCUUGAUUUCUCUUCCGCUGGUGAUGACGAUGACGACGAUACCUCUACUCCUUCACCAUCCUUCUCCCGACGCAAAUCCCCGCGGAAACAGACCUCCGAGACAGUAGCAGAAGAAGCGACAGAGAAGCAGAAGACGAUGAAGAAAUUGGCUUCGCCGCCGAGCAACCGAAUCUGGAACGAAGAAGAUGAGCUCAUUGUGCUAAAGGGAUUAGUGGAUUAUCGAGCUAUAACAGGCUUCCAAGCAAACAGUGAUUGGGAUGCCUUUUAUCGUUUCGUCGGAGACUCCAUCGUUGCUAAAUUCUCCAAGGAACAGCUGAUGGGUAAGGUCAGCAAGCUGAAAGGGAAAUUCUAUGUUCGCAUGGAGAAAAUCAAUCAAGGGAAAGAUCCGAUCUUUACUAAGCUUAGUGAUGCUAAAGCCUUCGAAUAUUCCAAUAUGGUUUGGGGCCAAAGUGAUUCGGAGUUUGCUAAUCACCAGAGCAAGAUUUGUGAGGAGGAGAAGCUUAAGGAGGACGAACAAGUGGCUACUGUUGAACCUUUAGAUGAGAUUGGGACAGCGUCGAAAACUGACUCUCCCGUUCAUGGUACCUCUCCGUCUUCCCAACGCAAAUCCAAGCAGAAGAAAGCCUUAAAGCGUCCGGCUUCCGAAGCAGUAGCAGAGGAAGUGACAAAGAACAAGAAGACCAAGAAAUUGGCUUCGCCUGUGAGCAACCGAAUCUGGAACAAGGAAGAUGAGCUGGCUGUGUUAAAGGGACUUGUGGAUUACCGAGCUAAGACAGGACUCGAACCAAACAGUGACUGGGUUGCCUUUUAUCGAUUCGUAGAGGGUUCCACUGUCGAAAAAUUCUCCAAGUAUCAGCUCUUGGAUAAGAUCAGGAAGUUGAAAAGGAAGUUCUUUGUUCACAUGCUAAAAAUCAGUCAAGGAGACAAUAGCUGUAGCGACUCUGAAGCCUUUAGAUUGUCCAGAAUUAUUUGGGGCCAAAUUGAACCUGAAUUUGCUAAUCAUAGCGAGAGUGGUGGGGAUUCAAGGAUGGAGGACGAGCAAAUGGCUAAUCCUGAACCUUUAAAUGAGAAUAAGGCAGCAAAUGAUGGCAAUGUCGACAAUGAUGCGGAUGCUGAUGAGUCAUGGGCUCUGCGGGAUGCAUUUGAGGCCAUGAUGUCGAAAGGAUUAAGUGAGUACCUAAGGAGGGUACAACUUAAGAAGCUGAUGAAUGUUGGACCUGAUAAAAGAAAAGAGCUAAGCGCUGAAUGGAAGGCGUUAUGUGCUGAGGAAGCAAAAUUGAAUGUCAAAAGGUUCAGGUUUUCCGCUAAGCUUGCAGAGGCAUCAAAUGAUAUGUGAACCAAAUAAAGAAGCCCUUGCAGCAUUUGGUGUUUAUUUAGGGUAAGCUGUCCUUUGAGAACUGUCUUAGGAAGAUAGUUCUAAUGUCUCUGAUAUGUGAACCGAACAAAGUAGGCAUGUCUUAAAUCCUUUUGGUUGUGGCUUUUGUUAUUGUAGAUUAGCAUCCUAAUGUCUGUGUUCUUUUUGUGAAGAUAAUUAUCCUAAUCAUCCUGUAGUGAGAAACCUUCACUUGGUUUCCCUGUCUUUCGAAUGAUAGACUACAAACAAGCGUAUAUGGAAUCCUUCCCUCC
This is a messenger RNA of Thlaspi arvense, 1778 nucleotides long. The record is from the annotation of a GenBank genome assembly. Lineage: Eukaryota; Viridiplantae; Streptophyta; Magnoliopsida; Brassicales; Brassicaceae.